Messenger RNA from Salvia splendens (bonfire salvia), 3410 nucleotides. Its product is annotated as DEAD-box ATP-dependent RNA helicase 42. Bases 1304 to 2890 code for a protein of 528 amino acids. NCBI's taxonomy places the organism in Eukaryota, Viridiplantae, Streptophyta, Magnoliopsida, Lamiales, Lamiaceae. The transcript has 4 exons. The record is from RefSeq and is a predicted model, not a curated record.
AUAAUAAUGAGUAGUAGAAUACUAGUACUCGUAUGAUUUAAUAGCUCUCCAUGUUCUCUCCCUUCUCACUUCUCUCACAGAGGAAACUAGCUUGCAUAACCAUCUACACACGCCCACGCCCCUUCCAUGUGCUUCCGUAUAUCUGGAUAUGAAGGUGAACUGUUAGCUUGAUUGAGAUUGGGAAAUAUUGUGAAAGAAAAGGAGACAAAAAAGGAAAUCUGAGAUCUUGUGGCGUUUCUGCAAAUGCUCUUCCUUUUCCAGUGGGAAUCAAAUUGAACUCCAGUUGAAUAUUGUUGAGGUGCUUAUUCAGCUAAAUGUCGAUACUUUUGAUUUGGGGUUGUCGAAAUUGAGGAACUAUGGUGUAAAUCAUCGUCAGGAAGCAUUUCAUCUGCUUGUAUUCGGCUGAAAAGUAUUGGAUUUUCGGUUGUCGUUGCUCGGAGCAGAGAAGAUUCUCCUUGAUCAAGUGAACUCAAACGCGCUUUUUGUUUUGGUAAUUUGGGGUUUUGAGGAUUGGGUAUUGGUUUGCCGGGGCCGAGUUUUUCUAGGGUUUUCGAUUUGAUCAUAUUGCUUCGAGCUGAAUUCUGGCUGGAAUAGGGAUUUGAAUUCGCAUAUUCUGGAUAUUUGAGCUGGAUUCUGGCUGGAACAGCUCAAUCUGGAGAUUGGGAGUUGGAUUUGAUUGUAUAGACGUCAAGAAUCAAUUUUCAGUGUGCCAUUUCUUCAAAGGGGCUUAUGGAGGCAGAUUGUUUUCACAUAUAGAGUUACCCUCAUUGAAAUUGGUUCUGAGAUUUUGAAUUUAUUUGGGAUCGAAUUUUGGAUUUUGACUACAAGGUUGACGAGGUGUAGGCCAUGAUCACCAGCUUCCAUGUGCUUAGUAAGCUGCCAUAACUUGAUCCUUUAGGGAUUCCAUUUUUUCUCAGAAACAAGCUAAGUCAAAAGUGUUAAGUUAGCAAGAAUUUUGCCAACUAAUUUAUUGUUGCUCCUCCGUUGGCCGUGAUUUUGGUUAUAUAUAGUUUUCAGUCAUUUUCUGUUCAUCGCUUAGAGGCCUUUGUGUUGAAGCUCAAGGGUAAUCUGUGCGGGUUUGAGCUUGAUCUUGAAUAUCAUUGUUUGGUGGUUGGAUCAGUUGAAAAGAGAAGUCACACGGAAGAUCUCUAAUCUAGAAAUCAAUGUGUGGGGGACAUGGUUAAUGGACAGAAAUUUAAACGCGGGUCUGUUCCCAUAUUGGAACUCAGCUACACGUGGGAAGUAAUUCAAGACUAUAAUUUUCUUGGCUGUGGCUAUUUUGUUUGUUGCAGGAAGGCGUCCAAUGUCUCGCUGCUUUCCAUUUCCUCCACCGGGAUAUGAAAGAAAGCAUCUACCAGAAGACGUGGUUCUUCUUAAAGAGGCUAAACACAACAAAGAGCACAAAGAGAAAAAGGAGAAAAAAGAUAAGGAGAGGAAGAAAGACAAGGAAAAGAAGGAGAAGGAUGGAAAGGAAAAACACAGGGACAAGAAAGACCGGAAAGGGAAGCACAAGGACAAAAAAGAAAAACACAGGGAUAAGAAAAGGGAGAAAGUGGACCGGGGAAAGGAUAAAGAUAAAAGUAGCGUCUCGGAAGAAUCAACUGUUUCUAGGAAGCUUGAGGAAAGAAGUGGAGAGAACCUCCAACCUGAAGGGCACAACAAACAUAGCCGUUUUGAGGAUGAAGGGAAAUGUUCCCCCUUAUUGCACGGUCAAAAUGGAAAGAAGCCUUCACAGAGCAUCUUUCCCUUCCAAGAAACCAAUGGAGCAAGUUCCGUAAAGGAACUGAACGGGUGGAUCCAAGAUAAGGAGAAAGGUGGAGGGAGUCAGUUUCUUCAGAGUCUCGCCGAUGUGGGCAAAAGGGAUCAAGAGGCAGCAGCUGGAACUGCACACUGGAAUCCUUCACGAUUAGUGGCAGAGGAUAAGAAUAAGAAAGUUGAGUUGGAAGGAUGCAAUGGCGUGUUUACUGGAAAGUCGACAGUCCAAAACCUCGGAGUUACCAAAAGUAAAAAUGAAGGGAUUCCUAGACCACUGGAAGUACAAAACGACUCAAGGUUGGAGGACAAAGAUAAGUACAAGGAAGCAUUGAGUAAUAAUAAGCAGGGAGACAAACAGAAAGACAGGGAUAAGAAAAGCCUUAGAAAGGAUAAACACAAGGAGAAGGAGAAGAAAAAGGAGAAGGCUAAUGCAAACAUAGAAAACAAGAGAAGUGAAUCCCAAAUUUCCGGAAAAAAUUAUCUUGUUGAUGCUACUUUUAGUAAAAAUGUAAAUUUGCUCAAGGAUGUUGUCGGUGCUGCUACUAAUGAAGCGAGUAUCAAGAAGCGGAAAGACAUGGACACUAAUGGUUUUCUUCAUGAUGGUGAAAUUAGGCCUAAUAAAGUUCAAAGGCUUUCCCCAACAGAGAAUGGAAGAAUAUCCACUAAAUUCUCUUCUUGUAAGCAUAAUAUUCCAAACAAAGUUUGGUCGGAUCACGGUGGCCAGUUGAACAAUGGUAUAAAUGAAGCCAGGAAACCUUCUCCAUCUAAACCUAAUCAUCCUUCUGGUGUUAACAAGUUCAACCAUCAAAAUUUUGUACCUCCAAAGACGCCAGAUCCUGCUCGUAGCAAUGUAAACGAGGCUCCCAAAAUGCAUAAGAUGAAGGACCAUGCUGCUGAAGCAUCAAGGAGGCCUCCACAUCCCGAUUCCAAGUAUCUAAGUCAGAUCUUAGCAGUUCCCACAGUGGGAGACUGGUCCGAGGAAGAUGACCAAGAAUGGUUAUUAGGCAAAAACGGUCAUCCAAAUAAGCCCACGUUAGAACCAGCCAGGGUCAAGGAGGAGCUGCAAGUAUGGUCUGAAGCUGUACAUAUCAAAUCAGCUGAUGUUUGUGCUCUGCCAUAUGUGAUUCCUUACUGAUUCUCGCUCGUUAACUUCUGGUUGAAGAGAGCCAGCCAUUGCCAGAGUUAUCCUCAGCAUCUGCCUCUUGAUAUGGCCGGGUACACAAGGCAUCGAUGUUGUGCUGCCUUACCGGAGUCGCAUGUCAUGGAGAGAUACAUUAAUCGACUUGUAUAUUUUUGUAGCAUAGGUGACUUGGCGCUCGUCCUGUCCAUUCUAAUUUAACCAAGUGCAGUUCUAGUUUCAUGUAUCCACAAUUUUGAUGUGCAACAUACAAAGUGGUGGUGCUCAGCGACGGAGCCAGCAUAGGCCAAGUCGCCGCCAGCAGGGGCUUGGCCAUUGCCUAACCACAGGGUCCGGAGUGGAGCUAGGUGGGGUCUGGGCAGAGAGUAAAUGGAGCAAACAUGGAGCUUUUGAGAGAGUCUCAACCAUUGUAUGGAUGAAAGAUGAAAGAGCUACAAUAAAUAACAUCUUUAACUUUUUAUGUAUUACGAAUUAGUAAUUUUUUAACUUAAUGGAAAGUAAUGUGUUUUUUGGGUAA